Molecule: messenger RNA, 1952 nt
Organism: Clarias gariepinus (North African catfish)
Lineage: Eukaryota; Metazoa; Chordata; Actinopteri; Siluriformes; Clariidae
Gene: tmem179ba
Product: transmembrane protein 179Ba
Exons: 5
Coding region: 44-703 (219 amino acids)
Source: RefSeq, a predicted model, not a curated record
UGGGCGUGUGGCGCGCGCCUGGUUCCUCUCCUCGUGACUCGUGAUGGCGCUGCCGCGGCUGCUGCUGCUAGAGCUCGCGCUUAACGCCUGCUGCUUCAUCUGCGGAAUUAUCACCGCCGCCUCCGUCACUCUCUCUCAGGGUGAUUUUUCAGGAAAGUGUUUGCUGUACGGCUCUGUGCGCCUGAACGGUUCAGAAAUUGACUUGAGCUGGUCCAGUGCUUCCUCUCUCUGUUACUUCGUGUCAGCAAUCUCUGUGUGCAUAGCUGUCUUCUGCUUCUCCACCAGCCUCUACUGGAUCUACACAUUCUUUGUGGAUGGAGAGGUUAGAAGAGAGAGAAUAUGGAUGACUCUCUCGUUAGGUGUAAGCGGAGUCUUCCUCUUCUUCCUCCUUGUGACGGGAUGCAUCCUGAAUCUGGGGCGAAGCAAACUUUGUGAAUCUGUGAUCAGUACAGUGCCCAAUGUUACCAGUUGUGUUGAGGCCCAGUCUAAAAACUGGAAAAGCCCUUUUAUCGGGUCUAGCUUCUACUCUAAACUACAGAAUGCUGAGACGGCAGUGUGGGUAAAUUUCUUCUGCUGGAUUAUAGUAGCUGUUCUUGUGGUUGUCCAACGUAGAUGGGGCUCUGACAGAACUCGGGAAGAAGACCCUGGAGCAAGUUCUUCUGAAACAGAACCUUUCUUCAAACGGCCAGGACACCCCAACUAAGUGUGCACAAGCUGGCACAGGCACUGUGGCAUGCACACAUUAAACACAAAAUGAGCCUAUUGGGAUAAACACACACACACACACACACACACACAAACACACACACAAACACACACACAGAUGCAGACACAGUACUGGUUUUGGCUACCUCGGUCAGUGGUCAUGGAUUUGCUCCCCAGUGGUAUGAGGCCUUGUUGCCAUGGCUACUGACCAGCAAUUGGCAGCAGUAGCUUGGCAGCUAAGAGGGCGAGGUUGCCAGAUUGGUCUUAUUGAUUUAUAUUGAUUCAAACAGAUUAAAUGCACAAAAUUCACUAGAUGAAUGAAUACACUACUUUAUGUAAAUUGAUAACUUGUAUGUGACCUGCUGGGUUCAGUUUUUGAUAAAGCUUUGGGAUGGGUUUAAGAUUCAAGAAGCAUUCUUGUUUGGAAGUAUUAUAGUAUAAUUAAAUGGAAAACCUAAUCGAACAAAUAAGUAUCUUGUGAGAGUAGAUUAUAUAAUGUGUUUUACAAUGCUGAACCUUGAGAAGCUUAUUGACAUCAUGUUUAUACAACAUUGGCUCCACCUGCUGUCAGUUUUUAUCACUUCUUCAUCGACUUUCAUUAUAAUAUGUUCAACACGUGUUAUUUUCCCCCCCUUAUGCUGUCAGAGAUUGUACCUACAUAUAUGCUAUGUCCUUGGGUUAGAUUAACAGAAUGCUGUUAAUGUUUUAAACUAUUAUUUUUGUGAUAAAUUCCCCAUGUAUAUAUAAUUUGAAUAUAUGUGUGCAUAAUUGUGAAAAAGCACACAGAGUGCUGAUGGGAACCAAAAUCUAUCCACAGGGUUAUAAUACGACUUGCAUGCUGGUUGCCAAAACCAUGUCUUUGCCCACAUCACUAAAGUAAUCAAUGACAAUGGCAUUCCUACUUUCUCCACAAAGAAAGAUGCUUUUUAUUGGUUUAUUACAUUAUUCCUGACAUAAUCCUCCUUGUGAUUGCUUUAAUCAGUUUAGUUGUAUUUGAUGCCAUUCCAAACUAUAUGAAAAGUUUUACUUAUUUUGAUCUAUGCAAUCAUUGCACAACAAGAGGCUUGAGAUAAUAUUUGGAAAUUGCCUUAUUAGUUUUACUUCACAGUUUUUUAUUAAAUGCAAAAAAAAAAUCAUGAUUAAUUUUAUGCCUUUAGGCUGCUUUACUUAUUUUAUUUAUGCAAGGCCUAUGUUGACAUUUAAAUACAAUCAAAGAAUUAAAGCAAACUGAAUUACUGUUCCUGAAA